AUCCUGACGCACUAACAACAAUAAUACAAGAUGUCGGCGGCUGAGGGAGAACUAGAAACACUCGCCCGAGACAGACCUGUGGGACCCGGGGAAGAAGGGCCCGGAGCCGGGGGACCCGGGGGAGAAGGGCCCGGAGCCGGGGCGCCCGGGGGAGAGGGGCCCGGAGCCGGGGCGCCCGGGGGAGAGGGGCCCGGAGCCGGGGGAGAGGGGCCUGGAAACGGGCGAUUGGGGCCUGCUGGCGAGGGGCUUGGGAGAACGAGACUGGAAACUGGCGAGCUAGGUAGAGGAGGACUCGGACCCUGGGCAGAAGGUUCGGGCCCUGGGCUGGAGAGAUUGGGGAGAGAGGGAGGGGGGGAAGGUUGGUCUUCAGCCCCGGGUGACGGUGCGGAUGUGCAGCGGAUUGAGGAGCUCUGGCGGCGGCUACUGUGUCGAUGUGAGCCGGCCCUGAUCUACCUGCAGAGCUUGUUGGUGUGGGAGCGGCCGCUACAAAGCGGCCUGAUGCUGCUCGGCCUCUCCGGCCUCUUCUGGUUGUUUUCCUCUACUUCGCUGCGUCCAAUCUUCCUGAUUAGCUUGUCGGCGCUGGCCACUGUAUUCCUGGACAAUUGGAAGAGCGAGUUGUUACCCCAUGUUGCUGUCCAGCGCCUCAUGGAUGAAGGUGAGAGUGAUGGAAACUCCAUAAGGCCUCGUCUCCUCAGGCUGCCUGAUCUUUGCCACUAUCUUGCUGAAAGCUGUGUGGCCUUUAACGUCUACCUGAAGGAAGUUCUGGAGUACAAGAAACAGAACCCAGGCAAGUUCUGUUUGAAGAUGUGUCUUGGAUGCUCAGCAUUGGCUGCGAUUGGACAUUAUAUCCCAGGAAUCAUGAUAUCCUACAUCUUCAGUGAGUAUGUUCAUUCUGAAACCAGAUGA
Messenger RNA from Rhincodon typus (whale shark), 906 nucleotides. Its product is annotated as reticulophagy regulator 2-like. The coding region runs from base 31 to 906 and encodes 291 amino acids. The transcript has 5 exons. Lineage: Eukaryota; Metazoa; Chordata; Chondrichthyes; Orectolobiformes; Rhincodontidae. The record is from RefSeq and is a predicted model, not a curated record.